AUGCGGCUCGAUGUCGCGGAGUUUCUCGUGAAAGAGCGUUACUUCCUCGCAGCUCUAGAACUGCUGCACGAGCUGCACGAGGAUCAUGGCGGUCAGGACGACAAUGACGCGUCGGAAGUGGCUCGUUUUCUUGAGCGCGUUUUCGCGGACGAGCAGCGAUUUCCGCGCGACAAGAUUGCAGCUGUCGCAGCGGCCGCAGCGGCUGCGAAACCACCAGCCAGUGCCGCAACUCCCGCCGUGAACGGCGGAACUGGGGGGAUUGCGGAGGCAGGAGCGGGCGGUGGAGAUGAGCAGGCGGUGGAGGACGACGGUGAGCCGUUGGAUGCGAUGAGCGAGGACGAGAGGCGCGAUCUGAACUUCGCAGUGCGGGAGUAUCUGGUGCAAGCGCGCUACAAGCUCACCGCCAUGACUCUGCAGGACGAGGUGGGGGAUCAGGACUGGGACGACUGGGAGGACGGCCCCGCCAAGGCGGAGAGCGCGCUCAGGCGCUACCUGCGCCACUACCUGCGCCGCAGGGAGGCAAGCAAGAGCGCCGCGGCGGCUGGGCGCGCCGCUGCUGACCUGGCGGAGGUGCGGCAGGAGAUGGAGCAGCGAUUGGCUGGCGCUGCGCGGGAAAAGGCUGACGUGGAGAGGUCUCUGGCCGCCUCCUCUGCUGCCGUUGAAACCCUCAAAGCCAAGCCCUUCACCCACCACCUGUCCCUUUCCCCCACCACCGCUCUCUCACCACCUAUCUUGCAGCUGCAAAGCAUGGAGGCCGAGAGGCAAGCACAGGACAACGACUUGCAGAAACUGAGAGCAGAGCUCGAAGCAGCUUCCGAGAAGGUUCGCAGUCGUGGCGCAUCCGAGGCGUCUCUCCUUGCUCGGGCAGAGGGAGCUGAGCGCCAGCUGGACGCCGCCCAGGCUGACGUCUCCUCGCUACGUGCUGACGUGGCGUCCCUGCGGGCUGAGGUGGCUUCGGCGCGCGAUGAGCUGGCAGCAGCUCAGCGCGAGUCUGCAUCCCUGAAAGACGAGAUAAAAUCAAUGGAAGCAGCAGCUGAAGCAGCGCGAUUGGAGCAGGACGAGGAGUGGGAUAAGGCAGGGCAGGUAGCAGCAGACGCAGAGAGAACAGCAGCGCGGCUCCAACGAGAGAUAGAUGCAGCGAGGAAAGCAGCCGCUGACGCCGAGGCGAAGGUAGAGGAGCUGAAAGCGCAGGUGCAGCAGGCUCGGGCCGAAGCUGAGGCUCGGUUGGCUGAGGCACGGGCAGCAGCGGCGGAGGCGAGGGCGGAAGCAGAGGCGAAGGGGAAGGCGGAGGAGGUGGCACGGGGGGAGAUUGCCCGCGUGCAGGAGGUGGCUAGAGGGGAGAUCGCCCGCAUGCAAGGGGAGGUGAAGGCGCUCAGGGACACGCAGAGGGAGCAGGGCGGGGAGAGCGGGACUGCACCUGCCAUUGCUGCUGCUGUGUCUGCUGCUGGGGGAGCGGGCGAGGCGGAGGGGAGGAUUGUGGAGUUGCAGCGGAAGCUUGACGAGGCGAGGAGGGAGGCGGAGGCGGCUGCAGCGCAGGUGGAGGUGGUGAGGGGCGAGAUGUGGGACAUGCGGGAGGCUGGUGAGAAGGCCAGGGCGGAGAGGGAGAGGGUGGAGAAGGAGGCGAGAGAGGAGGUGGGGCGGUUGCGAGAAGAAGCAGGGAAACGGGGGGAGGAGGCGAAGGAGGCGAAGGGAGAGCUGGAGAGAGCACAAAAGGAACUGGAGACUGUGCGUGGUGAGCUGGAGAGAAUCAAAAGUGAGCAGAAGGUUGGCGGAGGAGGGGGAGGAGAGGGAGGAGCAGGAGCAGGUGAGGAGUCAAUGGAGGUGCUGCUGGAGGCGGAGAGGAAGAUCGUGGAGCUGCAGAGAGAAGUGGACGCUGCCAGGCGGGAAGCAGCAGAGGCCAGGGCGCAGGCUGACGCCUCUGCCAAGGCUGCCGCUGCUGCUGCGGCCGCCGCUGCUUCCGCUGCAGCCGCCUCUGCUGCUAGUGGUGUUUCUGGCAGUCCGGGUGGUGCUGUGGGUGGUGGUGCAGCGGUGGAAGGAGGUGUGGGGGUGGGAGGGGCGGAGGAGAAGAGAGGGGAGGCGGAGACGAUGGAGGUGCGGAGGGCGGGGACGGCCAGGGAGGGGGAGGGGGCGGUGGAGGACGAGGCGGUGGUGUGCCUGCUGGCAGACUGCCUCCCUCGCAUCAUUCCCAACGUGCUCAUCAACCACCGCGAGGAGCUGCUGCCGCUGAUCAUGUGUGCGAUAGAGAAGCACCCGUUGGAAGCAGCGCGGAAGGCGCAGGUGGCGUGGCUGUUCAACCUGAUCAAGAAGCCGGACGAGGAGCAGCGCUCUGCCGUGGUGGCGGCGUGCGUGCAGCUCAAGGAGCGCGUGGGGGAGAGGCGCACCGAGACUGAGAUCCUCAGUCAAUGCUGGGAUGAGAUGGGGCACAAGAACGAGGAGAAGCGGCUGCUGGUGGUGCAGCUGUGCCGGGAGAUGGCGCCUCUCAUGCCCCGCCACGUGCAGGAUGGAGUGCUGCUGCCCAUGCUGCUGCAGCUCGCCACUGACAGCGCUCCUGCUGUCCGGGAGGCCGUCGCUGUCAACCUCGCCCCCCUGCUGCCACUAUUCGAUGAUACUGCUGUGCUGCCCAAGGUGGAGGAGGCACUGUUCCUGCUGGUGUGUGAUGUGGAUGGCGGCGUGGUGGAGGAGACGCUAAAGACGCUGCUACCCGCCUUUGUGGCGUGGGCCAAGUCGCGCCGCCACCCCUUCGGCCAGGUGCUGCGGGCGGUCAUGCAGCGCCUCAUGGGGCAGAUCCAGGUACGUGCAAGAAGGGGAGAGGGGCGCAGUGGGGGGGAUGAGGGCGGGUGGGAUGUUUGCGCUGUCAGUCGAUCGAGCCAUAUCCUGUGCCCUCUUUGGCCAUGUGCUGCGGGCGGUCAUGCAGCGCCUCAUGGGGCAGAUCCAGGCUCGGCGGAGGCUCGGCUGCGCAUGGUUGGGGAGAGGGAGCGGUGGAACAUCGACGUGCUGCUUCGGCUGCUCACGGAGCUUCUCCCGGAGGUUCGGCACGUGGCUGUGAAGACGUGCCCCGACGCUAUCCUAGCCCUUGACAAGCCUUCUCCUGCUACCGCAGCUGAUACAGCUGCUUCUGGUGCUGGUGCUGGUGGUGGUGAUGGGGGUGCAGGGUCAGAGGCAGGGGCAGGUGGGGAGGGGUCGGAUGCGGUGGGGCAGAGGAGUGGGAGUGGGCGGCUUCCGUCGGCAGCUUCCUUGGGUGGGAUAGAGUACGAGGAGACAUUCUUCACUGAUGCUCUUUUGAAGCGAUACGGGAGUGCGGGGGUGGACUGGCCGGCGUUUGACUGGAUGCCAAUGGACUGCCUGCCCACACUUGUGCAGCUGGCGCUCAUGCUGCCGCCCAAGGAGGAGCGCCUGCGCGUCCGCAUCUGCACGCUGCUGUUGACAGUGAGCAAGCUAUUUGGUCGUUUCUACCUCAUGGCAGUGCUGCUGCCCGUCUUCCUCACUGCUGCUGGUCACUCCAUCGACACCUCCCAUCUCCCUCCCAAGAUCGCCUCCAGUAUCGAAGUGCUGCGCCCAGCAGGCCCCCCUCUGGAGCGCCUGUCCCGCAUGUGUGUGCUGCCGCUGCUGCUGGCGGGUGUGCUGGGAUCACCCAACAUGCGCGAGGGCUAUCUCUUCAAGUAUCUGCGCGAGUGGGUCGUCUCCACCUGCGCCCGCUCCGGUGCCUGGUCUCCUGCCUCUACUCCAGAGCUCAUUGACGCUGUGCGCUUCCUCUGUCUGUUUGAGGAGCACAGGGAGACGUUGAGCAGUGUGGGGUGGGAGCUCGUGGUCAACCAGGCGCCAGCAGUGCGCAUCACAGCCGCUGUCAUCUUCCAGACCCUUGCGCCCUUCGUGGACGUGAAGCGGGUGAGCCAGCAGGUGCUGCCGGCGCUGAUCACGUUGGGGUCGGAUCCCGUGCCCGAAGUCAAGCACUCCACCAUCGCUGCUCUGGGUUCCGUGGCUCAGCAGUUCAAGGAUGCUCCGAUAGUGGACAAGAUUCGAGUGCAGCUGGACUCAUUCCUGGAGGAGGGGUCACACGAGGCCGUGGUGGCGGUGCUCAAGACGCUCACAGCCGCCGUGCCAGUCACCUCCAGCACGCUGAGAGAGUACUCACUGCAGAAGGUUGCCAGCAUGGCCACUGGCCCGCUGCUUGCCAAUGGCACUGUUGCCAAGCGAAGGGAGAAGGCUGAGGCGCUCUGCUCUGCUCUGCGGGCGCUGGAGCACACAGAGAUGACUCCACAGCAGACCAACACGCUGUUCCUCCCGGCAGUCCAGGCGCUACUCAAGGAGCCGGAGCUCCUCUCCACCAGCAGCAAAGACGCACUAGAGGCCAUUCGCCGCGACCGCUGGGUUGGGAAAAUCGAGGACCUGGGGAAAUACGUUGGGAAGAAUUUGUUCGGGUUUGAGACCUCCGGGCAGAAUAAGAAUCUGUUUGGUGGUGGUUUGCUUGGCUCGGCGUCUACUGCAAGCGGGUCGGCAAAGCCUGGAGCGGCUGGGGGUGGAGGGGCGGGUGCAGGGGGAGGUGCGACUGCUGCGAGUACUUUUAGUGGUGCAUUUAGUGGGGCGUUUGGCAACAAGCGGUAG
Closterium sp. Naga37s-1 is the source of this 4602-nucleotide messenger RNA. The record is from the annotation of a GenBank genome assembly. Lineage: Eukaryota; Viridiplantae; Streptophyta; Zygnematophyceae; Desmidiales; Closteriaceae.